Leucoraja erinaceus (little skate) is the source of this 2235-nucleotide messenger RNA. RefSeq names its product actin-related protein 2/3 complex subunit 5-like. Gene Ontology annotation, cellular component: Arp2/3 protein complex; cytoplasm; actin cytoskeleton. Gene Ontology annotation, biological process: regulation of actin filament polymerization; cell migration; Arp2/3 complex-mediated actin nucleation. The transcript is spliced from 4 exons. The record is from RefSeq and is a predicted model, not a curated record. The coding region runs from base 138 to 590 and encodes 150 amino acids. Lineage: Eukaryota; Metazoa; Chordata; Chondrichthyes; Rajiformes; Rajidae. Gene Ontology annotation, molecular function: actin filament binding.
CCCUACCCCACCGCGCUGUCAGUUUGCGGAAGCGCCGGGCUCGCAGUGCGCUGAGGAGAGCGACGGUUGAAGCGGCAGCUCGAGCCGAGCCGAACCCCAACCCGGAUCAGAUCUUCACCCUCCCGCGAGUCCGCGACAUGUCCAAGAACACGAGAGCUGACAAGUUCCGUCGGGUCAAUGUGGACGACUACGACGAGAACAACUACGUGGACGAGGAGGAAGGUGGCGAGAACCAGUUGGGACCCGACGAAGCCGAGGUGGACGCCUCCAUCAGGCAAGGAAAUCUGAAUGCAGCUCUUCAAGCAGCACUAAAGAAUCCUCCAAUUAAUACAAAGAACCAGGCUGUUAAGGACAGGGCAGAAAGUACAGUUGUCAAAGUUUUGACUUCAUUUAAGAGUAACGAUAUUGAAAAGGCUGUUCAAUCCCUUGAUAAGAAUAAUAUUGACCUCCUGAUGAAGUAUAUCUACAAAGGUUUUGAAAAACCAUCAGAAAAUAGCAGUGCAAUAUUACUACAAUGGCACGAAAAGGUACUAGCGGCUGGAGGUGUGGGAUCUGUAAUCCGAGUUUUAACAGCAAGGAAAACUGUUUAAGCCAUGGAAUCAAGAUUACCUGUCUGGUACAGAGGAAUUGCUGGUGCAGAGACCAAAAGAACCAGUUUGUGCAACACUGGAGUCAUUUUUUAAUUAUUUUUGGCUUGCUUUUUAUGACCAGAUUCUAUAUCUUUGCUCAAUUCAUUUGUCUGUUGACCAAAAUCUUAGGUGCAGUCCAAACUGGUUUUAUAAGCUCAGUAUUUAGUCCAAACUUUGUACCCAAGCAGGAACAUUUCAAAAGACACAUUUUAUUCAAAAGUAUGGAAAUAUUUGAGAAAUUUGAGAUUUUGUUUUGCAUAAAUGAUUUCUUUUUGUUUUAAAUGUUUAAUUGAACAAAGGUACAGAGAAUGAAUGUGUUAUCUAAACAGUGAAUCCAUUGACUCAAACUUAAUCCAUCAGAGAUAGUUAAUCACACAGACAGUUAAUCAUGGGCAUUUCAAAUUUGAAGCUGGGAUAUGAAGAUGAGUGAUAGAAGCUGAACACAUGGAAUCACCGGAAACACUUCUGUUUGAAAUCAAGUCUCAGUUGGUAAAAAUAAUGAUAAAUGAUGAGGCAUUGGUGUACUUGGGAUUAAUUCACUUGCCUGUAAUCAUUCCAGGCAUGUGAGUGAUCCUGUUAUAAUGAGGCCUUGGCGAUGAUUGAUUGCUGUCGAUCUGUAGAUGUAGUGUAACACGUUUCACCCUUCCGAAGAUAUAUUUUUACGUUAAAAUUAAGAUUAGUAUUAUGGAUAUCCUUCCCGAACACACAUUUCAGACAAUUUUAACAUCUAUAGCGUUUACAAAUAUAAAGUCAACCACAAUUUUGUUUUUUGUCAGCAAAGAUCAAAGUUUUGCAGACAUGACUGAGUUAACACUGAUUUUGAAUCAUCUCAAUAAUGCUUCAAAUUAUUUCUUGAAAAAUGAAACAUAAAUACAUUGUUUUUACUGUUUUCAAAACAGUUGGAUUUGUCAUUCAUAAAGGGAGCAGUUGUUCAGAGAUGGCACAAAGGCCAGUAUUCCUUUAGUUUGUACCAUGUUUUCUUAUUCUAAUUAGUUCAAAAUGGUGCUUUCAGCUAAUGGUGAAAAGUAAUUUUUCAUCUUAUAGCAAAUCGUGCAUUCACAAAAAAGGUGAAAGUGGAUCAAUUGUCCAACUUGUAGAUCAAGUUUGUGCCUUUAUAAAGGAAGCUGAUUUCUCCUACCCCUCUCCCCCUCUUUGUAUUCCUGAGCCUUGCUAACACCAAGGUGUAAUAUCCAACAUUAAAGGAGUAUUGUGUACAUUCCGUCAUAGCGAGCUCACUGAAGAUUACAGCCAAAUUUUUACUUUGACACACAUAAACAUUACAGACCUGUUAGUGGCUGUGAUGGUUGUCUCGACUGUUCCAGCAGACAAUCUGUUUCACUUUGACUAUUGUAAAAUAUGAACAAGGGUUAAAUAUCCUUCACAUCUCUUAUAAAAAAAAUAUGCAAAAUCAUUGGAUUAUUUAACAUCUAAUCAUUGUGACUUAAAUGUGUUUUGAUAACUCAGCCACAAUUUUCUAUGCCUGAAACAAGAGUUAAGUGUGAUCAAGUUUGAGCAAUUGCUGUUGUAGUUGGAAGUAUUACUUUAAUUACGUUGCCCCAAAAUUUUUAUUGCUUUUAUUAAGAUAAUAAAAUAUUGUUAAAAUACA